Theobroma cacao (cacao) is the source of this 1076-nucleotide messenger RNA. NCBI's taxonomy places the organism in Eukaryota, Viridiplantae, Streptophyta, Magnoliopsida, Malvales, Malvaceae. The record is from RefSeq and is a predicted model, not a curated record.
CUGUCAAUUUGGUUUGGUUUAUUGUUUCUCUUAUUAUAAAUAUUUCAUACAUUUUACACAUGGUGCAGUUUGCUGCUUCCAAAGAUCAAAAAUGAUAUUGGACUGACAUGAAGAGAAUACCUACCAAUUGCCAGAUCAAACAAGAAGUAAAGGACUGAAUUGGUCCAAGAGUUUGGGAAUUAUCUGUGACAAUGCUAGGGGACUACUCUAUCUUCAUCAAGAUUCAGGAUUGAGGAUUAUUUAGAGAUCUUAAAGGUAGUAACGUCCUGCUUGAUAGUGAGAUGAAUCCAAAAUUUUCAGAUUUUGGCUCGGCUAGAACUUUUGGAGGAGACCAAACUGAAGGGAAUGCUAAAAGAGUGGCUGGAACUUAUGGUUAUAUGGCACCAGAAUAUGCUAUUGAUGGACUAUUUUCAGCAAAAUCAAUUGUCUUUAGCUCUGGUAUAUUACUGCUGGAGAUAUUAAGUGGGAAGAAAGAUAGAGGCCUUUACCAUCCAACUCAGAGCGCCAACCUUGUUGAGCAUGCAUGGAGAUUAUGGAAAUAAGGCACCCUUCAGAACUUGUUGAAGAAUGCUUAGAAGAGUCUUGCAACCUAUUAGAAGUGAUACAAUGCAUCCAUAUUAGUCUUUUAAGUGUACAACAGCAUCCUGAGGAUAGGCCAAGUAUGUCAUCUGUGAUUCUGAUGUUGGGAAGUGAAACUAAAUUGCCACACCCAUACAACGUAGUUUUCUAUUGCUGAAAAGACCACUUCAUGAAGAAGGUUCUUCAUCAGACAAUCAUGUAUCUUCUUCGACAAAUGAAAUGACCCUGUCAGUACUAGAUGCUCGAUAAUUGAUUAACUGUAUACUUAACUCUUUCAUCUCCAAGUCAUUAUUAUUAUAUGCUAUUGAGCAGUAUGUUUUGUACCUUAGGCUUUGAUACCGGUAGUUUAGUCCCAAUUUGAGCAUAGCACCCUGCAAGUGCCUACUUGCGGUAUAUUUGUCUCACAGAGACAUUAACAAGAUGACUGGACUGAAACUUCAUCAGUUGUAAAUUGUUUUGAUUUCUUUUAUCCUACACUCUUUCAGAUGUUUCAUUGA